Aureobasidium pullulans EXF-150 is the source of this 5433-nucleotide messenger RNA. Its product is annotated as pectin lyase-like protein. Lineage: Eukaryota; Fungi; Ascomycota; Dothideomycetes; Dothideales; Saccotheciaceae. Gene Ontology annotation, molecular function: pectinesterase activity. The record is from RefSeq and is a predicted model, not a curated record. Gene Ontology annotation, biological process: cell wall modification. The transcript is spliced from 5 exons. The coding region runs from base 1 to 5433 and encodes 1810 amino acids.
AUGAGGACUUCAUUCUUGUCCAGCAUUGCUGGUCUUGCAGCUCUUGCAGUCUGCCAAAGCUCAACAGAUGAUUCAUCGAGCUCUUCCCUCGUUGCAACAAGUUCCUCGAGCUCUUCUCUUGUUACGUCACGUUCAUCGAGCUCUUCUCUCGUUUCCUCGAGCUCGUCGACAGUCGUUUCUUCCGCAUCCUCUUCAGUCACUGCUUUGACCGUCGCUACUGAUGCUUCGGGUCAGUACACGGCUAUCAACGCUGCUAUCUCUGCUGCUCAAAACUCUGGCAUCCCUACUGUUGUCGUAAAGGCGGGUACAUAUUCCGAGGCCAUCGCCGUCAGCGGUACCCAGACGGUGACUGUCGUCGGACCUUCCGCUAGCUCAGUUGCCCAAAAUCAGGUCAACGUCAUUGCCAGCGGCAGCAAUGGUGUCGUCAACAUCGCUACAUCUAGCACCAAGGGUGUCACUUUCAAGAACUUGAACUUGACCAAUGCUGCCACCGAUGGAACCGCCCCUGCCGUCUAUAUUAGAGGAAGCAAGCAUGGAUUCUACAACUGCGCCCUCAUUUCCGGCAGUACUGGCGUCUAUUUCUCCUCCUAUGGAACUGCUCUCAUUGCCAACUCCUACAUCGAGGGUGUGGAUAAGCUCUUUACCAACUUCCCCACUGUCUACGUCUAUGGGUCAACCAUUGUGCCUACCAACAGCAGCGCUCUGAUUGUGUAUGCUAAGGGUGUGGCUGCCGGUAUGAUGAACGCUGGCAACUCCACUGUGGUUAUCGAUUCCAGUUCAGUGGCUCAGAAAGCUGGGUUGGUCAACACCAACGUCUUCCUUGCAGCAGCCAAUGGUAACUUCACACAAGUUGUUUACCGUAACACCAACCUUGGAAACUUGGUCGCUUCUAGUGUAUUUGGCGUCUCUGGCAGCAGUAGCAUCGCGUCCAGCAGCAGUGUAUCUAGCAGCGGCCUUGUCUCUGCCAGCAGCACCCUGUCGGUUUCCAGCUCGAGCACUUGUGCCACACCUACUCCUUCGGCUACUUUGAUUGUCUCUCAGAAUGCCACGGCUUGCCAGUACGGCAACAUCUCUGCUGCCAUCGCUGCUCUUCCCAACGAUAGCAAGCCUUACACCAUUUACAUCAUGCCUGGUACCUAUAAUGAGCAGAUCAGCAUCACCAGAAACGGCAAAGUCACUCUUAUUGGUGAGACCAACUUCAAGAACGACUACAGUCAAAACCAGGUCAAAGUUCAAUUCUCGAGCGGUCGUCUCACCUCAUUGAGCCAGAACGAGCAGACUCCCGUCAUCAACUCCAAGAAGACCAAUGACAACUCUGGUCUGGCAAUGUACAACAUUGACUUCAUCAACUCGUACCCUCAAACUGCCAAUACCGCUGCUCUUGCUGCUGAUUUCUAUGGUAACAACAUGGCUGCUUAUGGAUGUUCUUUCAUUGGCUUCCAGGAUACUCUUCUGGCCAAUAAAGGUGUUCAAGUUUUCUCGAACUCGUACGUCGAGGGAUCUAUUGACUUCGUGUGGGGCUUCUCGACAGCUUAUUUCUACAAGUGUGUGAUCGCCACCAACACCAAGGGUGCAUGUAUUGCUGCUCAAGGCCGUACCGUCGGAGUGAAUUCUGCAUAUAUCUUCGACUCGUCUUACAUUACCUACACCUCCACCUAUGGCAGCACGUUUGGAGCCAGUUACCUUGGUCGUCCUUACAGCAACUACUCCACCGUUGUGUACAAGAACAGCUAUCUCGACAAGCACAUCAACGCUGCUGGUUGGCAAGUUUGGUCGACAGGUAACCCUCAAACGUCGAACGUUUUCCUCGGAGAAUAUAACAAUACUGGACCAGGAGCAUGGGUCUCAGGAACCGCUCGUGCUUCAUUUGCGACCAACAUGACCGAUGAUCAGGUUGCAGCUUACAGCCUUGCAAGCUGGGUUGGAGACACUAGCUUCAUUGAUCAGGCUGCUUGGAACUAUGAGACGUCUUGGAAAUUCCCUGCAUCAACUACUACUAGCGGUACCAGCAGCACUUCUUCUGGUGUCUCUGGUCCUACCAGCACUGCUUCUAUCAAUGCUCACCCCGACAGCGGCACCGUUCCUCCUCAGUAUGCAGUCAUUGUCUCAGCAGAUGGUCAGCACAAUGCUUCGUUCACCAAUUUGACCGCCGCUCUUGCUGCCCUGCCCAAUGACAACACCAAUCAGACCAUCUUCUUGUACGCUGGUACAUACAACGAGCAGAUCCCUUCAAUCAACCGCCCUGGUGCUGUUCGUGUUAUUGGUUACACCUCUGGCAAUCCUGGACAAAGCUACAAAGACAACUCUGUCACUGUCACUUUUGCUCGUGGUCUCUCUGUUUCUCCUCUACCCAGUGGUCACAGCGAUGCAGAAACUGCGACCCUCGCAACUGCCUCGAACAGAAUCUCCUUCUACAACAUCAACUUCAUCAACUCUGAUAACCUUGAUGGUCUGGAGGCAAGUUACGUCACAUUGGCUGCCUCUAUCUAUGGCAAUGAUAUUGGUUUCUACGGAUGCGCCUUCGAGGGUUGGCAGGACACUCUCCUGACUGGCGCAACUGCAGGCUAUCAGUACUACGAGUCUUGCUACAUCUCAGGUGCCAUUGACUUCAUUUGGGGUUACAGCAAGUCCUACUUCAAGGGAUGCACUAUUGGUGCCAAGAAGGCCAAAUCUGCCAUGACUGCUCAGAGUCGUGCUUCUGCUUCUGCUAUUGGCGGCUACAUCUUUGAUCAGACACUUUUCACUUCUGCUACAGAUGCAACAGUCGAUCUCACAGGCACUGUCUACCUGGGUCGUCCUUAUUCUGCUUACGCACUGGUUGUUGUCAAGAACUCUUAUCUUGAUGACAUUAUCAACCCAUCAGGUUGGAAGGUUUGGUCAGCCACUGACCCUCGUACUGACCACACUACAUUCGCUGAAUUCGCCAAUGUUGGUCCUGGCGCUUGGCAAAACAACGUUGCAGCCCGUCAAGCCUUUGGUAAUGCCACUCUUUUGACAUCUGACACUUACUCCCUUGCAUCUGUUAUGGAUAACACAGCUUGGAUUGAUUCUACCUACUGGAACUCGAUUGUUACUCCUGAGCCUGCUGUCGUCAACACUACUGCUCCCAACAAUGUCACUGUUUCAGGAUCAAGCUCUUACAACGGUACCGUUCCCCCUACCGGUGCUAUCAUCGUUUCCAAGAACGCCAUUGAUGGUAUGACCACCUACGAUACAAUCCAAGCUGCUCUCAACGCUGCACCCACCUCGAGCAAGACAAAUGCUACCAUCUUCAUCUACCCCGGUACAUACAACGAGCAGUUGAUUGUCAACAAGAGCGGCACAACCAUCUUCAUGGGCUACUCUGACUCGACCGAUGAUUACAGCAAGAACCAGGUCACAAUUCAGCAAUCCUACGGUGAGGACACUCAAGGAACUGGAAGUGAUGUGGAUGCUGCUACGGUCUACGCCACUGGAAACUACUUCUAUGCGUACAACGUGAACUUCAGAAACAAUAACGGCACACAACAGAACAUUGCUUCUUUGGGUUUCGCAGUCAAGAGUAGCAAGUAUGCCUUCAUGCACGGUUGUCAGAUCUACGGUAAUCAGGAUACCUUGUACAUCUCUGGAAACAUGUUCACCUUCAAGACUUACAUCGAAGGUAACGUCGAUUUCAUCUUCGGUGCCGGCUCUGGCUACUUCCUCAACUCGACCAUCUCGCCCAAUGAAGACGGUGAUUCUAUCACCGCUGCUAAGCGUGCAACCAACACUACAGCGGCAGGAUUCGUCUUCGAUCAGUGCACAAUCGUACCUGCUGCUGGAUCUUCUGGGUUCAAGAAUGUCUCGCUAGGACGUCCAUGGAACAAUUUCGCCCGUGUUCUGUAUGCUGGCUGCUACCUUGAUGGAUCAGUUGGAUCUGCUGGAUGGACUCAAUGGAGCAAGUCAUCACCUCAGACUGAUGGUGUGACCUUUGCUGAGUACCACAAUUACGGACCUGGAAGCAGUACUUGCAAGCGUGCCAGUUUCUCAGAGCAGUUGUCUGAUUCUGAUGCUGCUCAGUUCCAGUUGGCCAACUUCUUCCCUACCACAUCCUGGAUUGACUUUUCCGUUGUUGAUGUCCAGCCUUUCACUGCUGGGUUUGGUUCUGCUCCUGCUGCAUGUGUCAGCUCUUCUUCCUCGUCUUCCUCCAUGCUCUCAACGGUCUCUUCCACCAGCAGCAGCUCUGUUACUCUGCCCCUCGUUACCACACAGGUCACCACCACUAUCAUCCAGAAGGCAACUACAUUCACCACACUCACUCAAGGAGACAUUACUUCGACUUCUGUAACUCAUGUCACAGAGAAUGAUGGCCUCACCGUCACUCCUCCGGCUGUUUUGAAGACUUCAAUCAUCAAGGCAACCAGCGUUCUGACUUCGACUACUACAAAGGCAGCCAAGACCGCAACUGUGAAAUCCACUUCUGUUGUCAUUGCCACCGUUACUGCCUCUGCUAAGGAUGUCACUGUUCAGCAAAUCUCGACCGUCUCGGGUGAAACCACCGUUUCUGGCAAGGAUACGACUAUCAAGAGCACUGAAACCGACUAUUUCACUGUUUCUGUCGCUGGAAAGACCUCGAGCGUCAAGGCUACUAGCACUGUCAUUGCAACUUCGACUUCUUCUCCCAAGCCGGUCACAAUCACUGAGAACCUUGGCUCUGUCGUAACUACAACCACCAAGGGAACUACUAUCACUGCUUCAUGUGUCCCCACUGCAGCUGCUGCUAGACUCUUCAGAAGAGGUCUCGAGGCUCGUGCUGCUGGAACAACCACCAUAUUUGUUAGCACUACUCUGACCUCCUACAUCAAGACUUCGGUGGUCACCAGCGCAGGAUCAACCAUCUACACCAGUGUAACGAGCACCAGCACUAUCGGUGGAACCAGCACUCUUAAGGCUGCUACUUCUACGAUCUUGAGCACUUCAUACGCAACCUCGACUGAUCUCAUCACUGAGAGUGCCGCCGCCGCAACUACCACAUCGGUCAUUCUGUCUUCUUCGGCGACUACUGUGACUGCUGCUGGCUCGACAGUGACAAAUCUUGCGUACACUACCGUUUACAGCACUGUUUCUCUGCCUGCAAGCACUUACUACAGCGUCGCAACUGUGAAAUCCACACAGACAGUUUCCGCUGAUGCCGCCACCGUGACCAGCCUCAAGCUCGUUUCCAGCACCACUGUCGUUACUGCUGCUCAAUCAACUGUGACCAUCACAAACGCUGCAGACUCGACGACUACUAUCCUGACCACACUUCCUGCAUCCACAGCAACUGUCUACAAGACCAGCUCGCUCAAGGGAAGCACAAUUAAGGUCACUGUCACUCCUGCUCCUGCCACCAAGACGACGACUGUGAAGAGCACUUCCACCGUCUUUUCAACUGUUACAAAGACUGCUAAGAACGCACCUGCUUGCACGGAUUAG